Culex pipiens pallens (northern house mosquito) is the source of this 1688-nucleotide messenger RNA. RefSeq names its product serine protease 53-like. The record is from RefSeq and is a predicted model, not a curated record. The transcript has 2 exons. NCBI's taxonomy places the organism in Eukaryota, Metazoa, Arthropoda, Insecta, Diptera, Culicidae. Gene Ontology annotation, biological process: proteolysis. The coding region runs from base 25 to 1662 and encodes 545 amino acids. Gene Ontology annotation, molecular function: serine-type endopeptidase activity.
UUUGCCUAGUUUACAUCGUCUAGAAUGCGAUUAAUCUCAAUACUAGUAGCUUUAAUUUUCUGGACAGGAAAUAGUUCAUUUGCAAAAACAUGUGGACUUCAAAAGAUCAAAACCAGAGAGCUGAUCACGAGUGGAUACAACACCUACCCAGGACAAUUUCCGUGGCACGUGGCACUGUUCCAUAAGAAGUCCCGUACUGUGACAGAAUACGCCUGUGGUGGUAGCUUAAUCAGUCGCAGUUACGUGCUGACUGCGGCUCACUGUACGAAAAGUGAGGAUUAUUACGUGAUUAAUCCGAGGCGUCUGAUUGUGUCAAUGGGAUCGCACAAUAGGCGGCUGGCCGGACCAAACGUUCAGCAACACUCGGUGUACGAGAUUCAUAGCGUGACUUCGGAGGGUCAAUGGGCUGGUUUGAGGAACGACAUUGCUCUGUUGGAGUUGACGAGCAGCGUAGGAUAUUCGGAUUACAUCCAGCCGAUAUGUUUGAACUCUUUGGAGGUGUCUGGGAGGGAUUCCGGAAUGGUCGUGGGCUGGGGAAGGACUGAGGAUGGUGAUCUACCGGAUAUGUUGAAGGCUGCCAGCAUGCCCAUCAUCAGCCACAUCGAUUGCCUGGCGAGUGAUCGAGACGUUUAUGGAGGAGUUUUGGAUUCCGGAAUGAUUUGUGCGGGACAUCAGAACGGGACAAGUGUCUGUAAUGGAGACAGCGGAGGAGGACUGGUUAUUCAGCGCUGUACUUUGGGGGGAUGUUACUGGUCCUUGGUGGGGAUCGUUUCUAUUGCAGCGGGGAACUUUGACGGGUCAUGUCGAAGUGAUGGGUACGGAGCAUUCACCAACGUUAAAACGUAUCUUCCUUGGAUCAAACAGACCACUGAGCAGAUAUUCGAGGACGAUUCCUUGCAUGACGUGUGUGGUCAACGUCAGGACGGAUCCGUACGUGCUAGAUGGCCUUGGCAUGGAACUCUGUACAGUGAAAAUUGGAGUUCAAUCAAAAUUGAAUUGAAUAGAACUGAAGUCUUUGGAGUAACUAUUUUGACUAACCAGUAUGUAAUAACAACAAUGCUAGGUUAUUUUCUCUACAAAGAAGCUCCAGCAGAUCUCAGAAUUCGCUUUGGUCAUCCAGCCAUUGGGGAAUCUGACGGUUGGACGCAAGAAAUGCCCAUUCAAGCAGCAUUUCCCUACACUGGAAACCGAACAAAUCCAAUAAGUUUCGCAAUAUUCAAGCUGAAGGGUCGUCUCCAGUUUACCAAGCAUGUGCAACCUAUUUGUCUGUGGCAAGUGGAGUCUCCAUCAGAUAAGAUCCUCAAGCAAAGCGGCUUUGUGGUGUCAUUUGGAGGGUAUAAUCGUGGUGAUAAACUUCAAGGUAUCGCAAUGCCAAUCGCGUCAAAAACUGACUGCGUCGAGGAUCACGUCGAGUUUAGAGAACUUUUCAGAGACAAGCAGACUUUUUGUGCUGGUGCUAAAAACGGCACUGGACCGGAGCUAUUUGAUAUUGGCACUGGUUUGGCGAUACACAAUGGAAACAGCUGGUACCUUCGUGGUUUAUUGUUCACGGCAAUUCCAAUUGAAGAAGAAAUUGGCACAGAUAAGUCGCAUUACUCAAUGUUUUUGGAUGUGACGUAUUUCACAAAGUGGAUAACCUCUACAAUUGAAAGUAAUUCUUGAAUGGAAAUAAAAUUAUGAUCAUAACC